CGAGCGCAGAUAAGAACAGAGGUUAGAUGGAACAUGGCUCUCUCCAGAGGUUUGAGAUGCUGUCAAAGGGUUUUCUCCUGGAUACCUGUCCUUAUAAUAACCUCCGUGGUGUUGUGGUCGUACUACGCCUACGUCUUUGAGCUAUGUCUUUUUACACUCACCAACACACUGGAAAAAGUGGCCUAUCUGAUUGUAUUUCAUAUUUGCUUUGUGAUGUUCUCCUGGACCUACUGGAAGUCCAUAUUUACCCCUCCUGCAUCACCAUGCAAAAAGUUUCAGCUGUCAUACUCAGACAAGCAGAGAUACGAGAUGGAGGAGAGGCCAGAUGUUCAGAAACAAAUCCUGGUUGAGAUUGCGAAGAAACUGCCCAUCUUCUCUCGAGCUCAGUCUGGAGCUAUCAGGUUCUGCGACCGCUGCCAGGUACUGAAGCCUGACCGCUGUCACCACUGCUCGGUCUGUGAAACAUGUGUCUUGAAGAUGGACCAUCACUGUCCCUGGGUGAACAACUGUGUGGGCUUUUCCAACUACAAGUUUUUCCUGCUUUUUCUCUCCUACUCCAUGCUGUACUGUGUAUUCAUUGCAGCAACAGUCUUUCAGUAUUUCCUCAAAUUCUGGGUGGGUGACUUGCCAAAUGGGCCUGCAAAGUUCCAUGUCCUCUUCCUCAUGUUUGUGGCGCUCAUGUUCUUCGUCAGUCUCAUGUUCCUCUUUGGCUACCACUGUUGGUUGGUGGCCAAGAACCGAUCCACUUUAGAGGCCUUCUCAGCUCCAGUAUUUGUCACUGGACCAGACAGAAAUGGCUUCAAUGUUGGCAUACGCAAAAACCUGCAGCAGGUGUUUGGAGAGAAUCGGAGGCUGUGGUUCAUCCCUGUCUUCUCAAGCCAAGGGAACGGCCACUACUUCCCCUUGAAGAAUCGGAGUUCUGAGUCCCACAACCCCUUAUUAGCUAAUGAGGACAUGUGGGAGGAGUCGGAUGAUGGCUCUGAGGAGGGAAGCCUGGUUGAGGACAGAGACCCAUCUGUUACCAUAGAGAUGGAGGAGGAGUAAUUUAAUGUAAGGACAAUUGAUGCUGGUACAGAGGAUGUACAUUAACAUCGCACACACUGUGUACCACCAGGCAAAUGCAUUCCAAAUCACCUGGAUGUUCAGACACUGACAAAAAUUCUGAAGGGGGCCAAACGUGUGGAUUAAAACCUGCAUUUGGACUGUCAUUGCCACUUUUACGCGUGUGUAUUACAUAAUGUUGAAUAGAGCAACUCAAUGGACAACCAGUAGCAUCACCUCUCCUCUGAAGGACAACACAGUAUCAGUUUGAUUCUGGAAAAAAAAACUUGUCAAAUAAUAUCUUGCAUACAAAAAGACAAGUGCUAUUUACCAUGGGUCGUUUUUCAUUGUCAGGCCGUGAGUUUACAGUGUUGCACCUUAGAGCUCGGUCUGUGCAGAGCGGUAUCUAAAUUGACACCCAUAAUGCUCCAGAGGUCUCCUGUAGUGAUUCAGUUGUCUGGCCUCUACCAGUUUGGGACAUGCAGCAUAUUAACAGAAGAUUUUACUUUUACUUUUUUCAAUGCACAUAAACAUAUUCUAAUACCUGACCUAACCUCCGCCUUAUUAAUAUGAUUAUUCUUGUGUUUGGGGAGUCUGUUUCUCCUGAGAAUGUAUCCAGCAACCCUGCUUGUGAAUACACUGUGCCAACAUUUUGGGCACCUAUUUACAAAAGAACCUCUCAUAUAUGCUUUUAAUGAAUACUUCACCCCCCAAAUGACCAUUUGUAUAUCAGUUAUUGGAACGUGUUAUGUUGGAUUCAUAAGAAAAUGUUGAAUUCAUUAAAAAAAAAGUCACGCAAUGACACAAACAAACUGAUCAGCUCCUGUUCUCAGCAAGGUAUAAUUUCUGUUUUUGUCAAUGGAGUCUUGAAUAGAGCAUAGAUACGUUUAACUUUAAGUUCAGUUCCCCGUUAGAAAGCUGAGCAUACAACUGGAUAAAUGAGACUUGAAUUAAACUGCACGAGUUGUGUGAGAGUUUGUAAACAGAUGCUUUUAUAUACUUUUGCUGUUGUUACACGUGGACCCCUAUGACUUCACUUCAUCAAGAAUUUUCUCAGUUUUUAAAUUCUUUGUUCACCGUGGAGGCAUGCAGGAAGAAAAAAAAAGGCUUCCCUAAUUCAACAUUACACAGAGCGAGUAUUUGAUACACAAAUGGUCAUUUUGUGGGUGGAUUCCUUUAACAGAGUACUUCAACGUUAUAUUGAGAUUGAGUUAAAAUGCCAUCAUUACCAGUGACAGUAAUGACAACAAAACUAGCAUACAUUGGCAGGUUCGCAGCUGCAGCUCAUUACGUUUGAAAUUAAUGCUGAAAUCUCAACUAGAGUAUUAAUGGCAAACUUAAUAUAAUGUUUAUCAUUUUUCAGUGGCGUCAUAUCCUAAAUAUAUACUGUAUAUCAUUAAUGAUGUUGGCUACAUGGGUGAUUGAAGAAAAUGCAGUUAUUAGUUUGGUUUUACGGUUUGGGAUGAAAAUAUGAGACAUACUGUGAUGAAUAUUUUUUAAAGAUUAUUAUCACAACCUUGUUUUCUACCAUAUCACUCAUCCCUAGCAUGAUAACACUUCUAAGUGGAUGCACAGGGAUAGGAAGGUGAAGUGAAAUGUCAUCAUAGGCACAAAUCAUUCAUAGGAGAAGACAUAGGUUCUUCUUCGUCUGUUUUCUUUUUUGAUCUUUUUAAACAUGCAGAUAACUGUACAUAUAUAUAUAUAUGAUGACUGAUCCUCAUCCACUGGUUGGUAGAGGUCAGCAAUCUUCUGCAAUAUGAUGUUCUGAAUUUUUUUCUACCUGCGUUUAUGUAUUUUGAAAUUUUUUAAUACCAAUGAAACAGAUCCUCCUCAUCGAGACUGGUUUAUGGACUUGUGUAUUUAGCCAGAGUAUUUAUUUAGUUGAAAACCAUUUCUGUGCGCUCGUUUAUGUAGUCUGAGUGAAAAGUUGAGCCUUCAUCAAACCUUUACGCUGUCUGAUCUCGACACUUUGACUUGCUCCAUCAGAUCUGUUUUUCUAUGUUGGGAAAGCCAAAUCAAAUGCUGCUUGUGUCUGAGAAAUACACAACAUACACAAGUCAUUAAUUAAUUCAAACUGUCCUUUUUAUCCGAGGUAUGAUUCAGUGUUUGGAAGCAUGUAUAAAACAUUAGGAAAGAUGUGGAUGUUGAGUGUCUCAUGUUGUCUAGUGUCUAUUUAUUGUUAUAAUCUUCAGCUUUUUUUUCUCCCUGUGUAUUGAGUUUGCUGAUUCAUAACUGCUGCAGGCAGUGUCUGUAUAUUUUGCUCCAUCAAGUGACACUUAAAAUAAACUAUUGAAGCAACGUGCUUUUAUCAAAUAGUAGGAUAUUUAUAACAUGAGAAGAUGACAAAUUAUAUCCAGUUUGCAGACAGGAGUUCAAUAUUGCUAGAGCACAUACAGUAUGGUCCCGUUUGAACUGUCUUUGGAGUAUGUGAUUGUGGCGCUUCCCUUUCUAAACACCUCGAAACCACCAAAAGUACUGAUGCCGUUUCAUUUGCUGUUCUGUCUUUUAACAAAUAUAAAUUCUUUAUUUUCCAUCAGUUGUUGUAACAUGCAAAAUAAAAUGACCCAAGUUGAACUC
Molecule: messenger RNA, 3618 nt
Organism: Epinephelus moara (kelp grouper)
Lineage: Eukaryota; Metazoa; Chordata; Actinopteri; Perciformes; Serranidae
Gene: zdhhc15b
Product: zinc finger DHHC-type palmitoyltransferase 15b
Exons: 11
Coding region: 34-1044 (336 amino acids)
Biological process (GO): peptidyl-L-cysteine S-palmitoylation; protein targeting to membrane; synaptic vesicle maturation
Cellular component (GO): endoplasmic reticulum; Golgi apparatus
Molecular function (GO): protein-cysteine S-palmitoyltransferase activity
Source: RefSeq, a predicted model, not a curated record